Messenger RNA from Symbiodinium pilosum, 175 nucleotides. NCBI's taxonomy places the organism in Eukaryota, Dinophyceae, Suessiales, Symbiodiniaceae. The record is from the annotation of a GenBank genome assembly.
GUAGUCUCCAUUCAGCGCGAUGCCAUUGUGCAGAGCCAUGCCCGGUCGGGUGACUGCACAGGAAUUAUUGACGCAAUGGGCCGUGGGAUCAACCUCGGAAACGUGUUCGACUUCAAUCAGGGCGACCGUAAUCCAGAGGUUGUCAAACCCCACAUCAAGUGGGCCAAAGACACAG